AUAAAAACAUCAACAUUUCGCAUCGAACUCAGUUUGUUUUCUGUUCAUUGCCUUACAAACUGCGAAAGAUUGUUCCAAAUUAUGAUUCUCUCCUUACAAAUUUUAAAAAUGAAAUCAAAUCCACAUUUACUAGGUUUUUAAACCUCGUAUAAGUUUACCGGAAAUGGGACGAGACGAAGAUCAGCAGCACAAUAUGAAAAAACGUCCCGCAAGUGCAUCUCCCUAUGCGGAAAACUACCGAGUGCCGAUGGACAUUUGCCAGCGACAUUUGAUCAACCAUCGGUUGAUGGUGUCGAAACUGAGCCGCCGCGAGCUGGAGGACAAGUACAUCAGCUUGUGCGACGAAAAUUUCUCCAUGAAGAAGCGCUACCAGGAACAAGAGGAACAGAUAAAAAAGCUGAAAGUCAAGUUGAUGCGCUUUUCCAGUCUGGAGAGCAACAAGACGAACAAGUCGGAUAUGAAAAGCAAUCAAAGCAGCAAACUACAUGAUCUGGAAGAACAACGUCAGGAGUUGCACGAAAAGCUGAAAGCCUUGCGAAACAAUCAGAAGAAGAAGGAGUCACGUAAGAAGCGUGACGCUGGCAAGGGGUCGGCUCAGAGACGGAAGGGGGUAGAAAGUAGCACUACGCGGUCUUCGUCCUCGACAAAUCAUCGAGAUGACGAGGAUGGCUACGACGAAGACCGAGACGAAGUGUCGUCCACUACGGAUGAAGAUGUGGAGCAUGGUGGUCCCAGCACUAGCGCUAGGAUCCAACCGAAAACAGUGAAAUCGUGUCACAGCUGUGAAUCGCUCAAGGCCGAGAAGGUAGCCAAUGAGUCGGAGUUUGUGAAAAUGAAAAUGGAUAUCAAGUUUUUGCAUAAGGAAAUUCAAAACGAGAAGGAAAAAAGUGCACUGCUCGGCCGCCAACUGGAGGAAAAACUAUCGUACGAAAUCAUGAAACGGAACGCCGCCGAAAACGUGGAGGUGAUUAAUUUGACACGUCAGGUGGACGACAUGGCGAAGCAAAUCCAGCGGCAACAGGACGAGCAACGGCGCGCCCUGGAGGCGGAGCUGACCAAACAAGCUGACUUGGAAGUACACAUCAGGAGGGAGAAAGAUAAAAACUCGGCGCUGUUUGAGGAAUGCGAACGAUUGAAGAAGAACAUCGAAAGGAUCAAGGAGAAUAUGUCUGAAGUUGAGAUUGAGCGUGACUUCCUCAAACGGCAGCAGGAGAACUUCACCAAAGUAGUGGACGAGAACAAGCUGCUGCGCUAUCAGCUGGAAGAGCUUCGCAAACAAAACGAAGAACUUGCCAGGCAAAUCGAAACACUCAGAGAGGAGGAAGCCGUUACCAAAGGCGCCCACAAGGAUCUGCUGGAGAAGUUGAAAACCCUACAGCAGGAUAACGAUACUCUGUCGAUACUGCUGGAAGGUUUGAGAUCCGAGAAUGAAACCCUGGCCGAGGAGAAGACGGUUCUGCAGCAGAAUCUGAAGAGUUUGGAAGCAUCUCCUGAGAAAGACAAACCUUCCUCGCCGGUUGUAGGAAUCGAUGGUGCUACUCAGACAGAUAUAACGGAGAUCAUCAUAGAUAAAAGGUCUACAACUGCGGUUCAAACUGAAAGCCACGAAGAGCAGAUAUACCAAGCUUCUUCAAAAUGGAGCUCCUCGUCAGAACCAGAAGACCGCCAUUCAGAAGAGGUGGUAUCACGUACGCCGAAAACAAUGCGUCUUUCGGAGGACUCAGUAAUGCGGCAUCAUAGAACCUCGCCAAAACAGGUUCGCAUUAGCCAGAUUCUUCCGCGCAUUACUCUGCUUCAGCAGAACACUCUGCAGGAUAGUGCCAAAUCGAAACCGAGCAAUGCAGCUCUGUUGCUGUCGAACACAUACGCACAGAGCGUGGAGCGCGAACUUAUGAACACCAGCUUUACGAGACGUGGCCAGGGUCAUACCGUUGUGUCAGUGUCACCCGUGUCGUCAAAUUCGAUGGAUAAGAAAAGAAUAUCGUUCCAAGAAGAGGAACGAAGCAUCACUUCAGAGGAGACAUCCAGCCAGACGAAAGGUGAUGAUCAAGGUUCCACUAGUUUGUUAGAAAAGAAUCAAGCCGAGGAAAUCCAACAAAACUAUGCAUCAUAUUUUGGACUGACUCCGGAGGUGCAACAGCGAACUCGAGAAUACUCUUUGAUUCUCGAUCGAACGUCCACGUCCCUAUCGUCCUCCGCCUCGCAGGACGACUACAUUGCGCUCACUAUCGAAAAGGUCUGCUGGAAGGACUCAACACUGUCCAAACUGCUCGAACGAAAAGUUCAGCAUUUUUACGUGGAGUUCGGCUUUCUCGGCGAACGAGGCCACCGGCUGGAAACUCCCCAGUCGGCCGAUCUACUUGCAGGCAACGGGGCCUGUCAACAGGACGGUCGGCCUUCACUGGAGCACAUUUUCGAGCAUCGAGUGGGGUUUCGCUUGGGAGGACCCAAGUACGAGUCCCGGAGACAGUUGCUGCGAGAAAUGUUGCUACCCGGAGGACGCGAUAUGGUACGGUUUUUGAUCGUUCACGAACAGGUUGAGGUGCGGAACUGCAGUGAAAUCGGAUUUGCCUCGUUUCGGUUGAAGCAGGAAAUUCAGGACGCCAAGGUGGAGGAUAGUAAGCUGAUAGAGGCGGCAAUUUACGAUAUCAAAGAUCCGGUCAACGAAAUGGGGGUGUUGUAUGUUUUGUUGGAAGGUAUUCAUCUAUUGCGAGCGAAGUUUUGGAGUUGAUUGGGUAGUGAAAUAAAUUGAUGACACCGGUUAUAUGGUAAAACAUGAAGUUUAUCUUAACGCUUUUGAGAACAGCUCAUUUAUAUCGAUCAUACUA
Molecule: messenger RNA, 2828 nt
Organism: Aedes albopictus (Asian tiger mosquito)
Lineage: Eukaryota; Metazoa; Arthropoda; Insecta; Diptera; Culicidae
Product: protein lava lamp
Exons: 11
Coding region: 164-2731 (855 amino acids)
Biological process (GO): non-motile cilium assembly
Cellular component (GO): ciliary transition zone
Source: RefSeq, a predicted model, not a curated record